Messenger RNA from Benincasa hispida (wax gourd), 1448 nucleotides. Its product is annotated as annexin D3. Gene Ontology annotation, molecular function: phosphatidylserine binding; calcium ion binding; calcium-dependent phospholipid binding. Gene Ontology annotation, cellular component: plasma membrane; cytoplasm. The record is from RefSeq and is a predicted model, not a curated record. NCBI's taxonomy places the organism in Eukaryota, Viridiplantae, Streptophyta, Magnoliopsida, Cucurbitales, Cucurbitaceae. Gene Ontology annotation, biological process: response to heat; response to cold; response to water deprivation.
UUAUCAACCGGGAAAUGGAGUUGAAAUCAGGAGGACAGAAAGGGUAUUUUCGUCAGAAGAACGACAAAAACAAAACACAAUCGGCUAUAUUGCGUUGUAUUGUAGCGAAGUUUGAGGGAGGGAAAAACGAAACGGAAAGAAUUUCUGUUUUUGGAUUCAACGAUUAUUGUUACGUUACAAAUCUCUCAAAAUGAGCAGUUUCUCCUUCAAAUCCUUCUCGUGGAGGAAAUCCAAAUCCUCGAAAUCGGAUUCCGGCCGUUCCUUUUCGUCGUCGCCGGAGGAAGAGCGGUUCCUGACGGAAAAUAUGGGAACUCUGAGAGUGCCGGAGACCGUUCCAUCUCCCGCCGAGGACUGUGAUAGGCUCAAGAAAGCUUUUGAUGGAUGGGGAACGGAUGAGAAGGCAUUGAUAAGGAUAUUAGGACAGAGAAAUGCAGCUCAAAGGAAGGCAAUUAGAGAGACUUAUCUCGAGCUAUACAACGAGUCGCUGAUUGAUCGCAUCCAUGCUGAACUCUCCGGUGAUUUUAGAAAAGCCGCAAUUUUGUGGGCAUAUGAUCCUGCAGAGAGGGAUGCAAGAUUGGCAAAUGAAGCUUUGAGGUCAUAUAAGAAAGGCAUCCAUGAGCUUCAAGUAUUAGUGGAGAUAGCCUGUGCCACAUCUCCUCACCAUCUGAUGGCAGUAAGGCAGGCCUACUGUUCUCUCUUUGAUUGCUCGCUUGAGGAAGACAUUUUCUCCACCAUCUCCAUGCCUCUUAGAAAGCUUCUAGUUGGUUUGGUGAGUUCCUUCAGGCAUGAUAAAGAGGUGGUGGACAGUGUCGUUGCUGAUUCAGAAGCCAAUUUAUUACACGACGCUAUCAAUGCGAAGCAAUUAAACCGCAGUGGUGUCAUUUGGAUACUGAGCACAAGGAAUUUCUUUCAGCUUAGAGCAACCUUUGCAUGCUAUAAGCAAAAGUAUGGAAACCCUAUAGACCAGGACAUUGUGAAAUGUGGAAAUAGUGAUUUAGAAUCUCUCUUCAAAAUAGCGAUUUGGUGCAUUGACACUCCUGAAAAACACUUCGCUAAGGUAAUCAACAAGGCCAUUGUUGGGCUUGGAACAGAUGAAGAUUCACUAACCAGAGCCAUUGUAAGUCGAGCUGAGAUAGACACAAUGAAAAUUAGAGAAGAGUAUUCCAACAUGUUCAAAAACAAGCUCGACGACGAUGUUAUCGGCGACACGUCUGGAGACUACAAGGACAUGUUGAUGAUCUUGCUUGGAGCUAAAGUUUGAUUCUUGCCGUCUUCUUCUUCCCUUUCUCUUUCUCACUGCAAUUUCCAUGUUUGGUUUUGGGUAUUGAUUUGUAGGCCUUUAAAUAAAUAAACUUGUUCGUCUUUGUAUAUAUGUUUGGAAGAUUGAUUUUUUAUCCCUCUUCUAAAGAAAUAAGAAAUAAUAAAAAGGAACUCUUUGUAUCUUGUUA